Messenger RNA from Alosa alosa (allis shad), 763 nucleotides. Its product is annotated as serine protease 33-like. Gene Ontology annotation, biological process: proteolysis. NCBI's taxonomy places the organism in Eukaryota, Metazoa, Chordata, Actinopteri, Clupeiformes, Clupeidae. The record is from RefSeq and is a predicted model, not a curated record. Gene Ontology annotation, molecular function: serine-type endopeptidase activity. The coding region runs from base 81 to 635 and encodes 184 amino acids. The transcript is spliced from 5 exons.
UCUCUACGUUGACUGUAGGAGAAGCCAGACUGCAGACAUGGGGCUCCGGACUUUGCUGUGUGUGACUCUGCUACUUCACUAUGUCCCAGCGUUCGUUUGCUCGUGUCGGGGAGCUGAGCCUGAAGGAACCUUCUGGAACUCUGGUGAAGCUGAAGCGCGUGGUGGUGCAUCCAGACUACAGCUACCAGGAGAAGGAAGGUAUGAUCUACAACGACAUGGCCCUGGUGCAGCUGCAGGACACUGUGUCCUUCUCCCACAUGGUGAAGCCCGUGGACCUGCCCAGCCCCCGAGACAUUAGAUCCGACGCUGAAUGCUGGGUCACUGGCUGGGGCCACGUAGCUGAGAACAAGCCGCUGGGUGGGAAGGAGACUCUGCAGGAAGUGCGGGUGUCUCUGGUUGAUGACAUCACGUGUCGCCGGCUCUUCCCCAAGAUGACUGACGGCAUGACAUGCGCUGGUGACCUUAAUGGAGGGAAGGACGCCUGCCAGAAUGACUCUGGAGGGCCCCUGGUGUGUGUCCCUGCUGGAGAUGAGAAGAGGAGGUUUGUGCAGGUCGGCAUCGUCAGCUUUGGGAAGGGGUGUGGCCAUGGAGGGAGAGAAGUACGUGCAACUGAGGUGAAAGUAGCCGACUGCUGAUGGCAAACAUGACCCCAAGGACCACGAUGGCACGAUGGCAUGGACGGGUAGUUUCUGGAUGAAGAGGAAGACAAUGAUGUGCUAGAGGAGGAGAGUAAUCUCCCAUCAUCCUCAGCUGGGUAAGCAUG